Penicillium brevicompactum is the source of this 3555-nucleotide messenger RNA. RefSeq lists its product as uncharacterized. The transcript has 5 exons. Lineage: Eukaryota; Fungi; Ascomycota; Eurotiomycetes; Eurotiales; Aspergillaceae. The record is from RefSeq and is a predicted model, not a curated record. Bases 1 to 3555 code for a protein of 1184 amino acids.
AUGCCCGCUGAUGACCCGUUUUCCUUUCUGCCCGAGCAGCCUCAACCACAAGCGAAACCAAAGAAGCGCGAUUGGCGUGAGAAGCUCUUUUCCAAGGACAAGAGUAAAGCUGCUGCGCAGACAAACCGAGAGAUCGCAGAUUUCCUGAGCACGUCGAGGACACCGGGCCCGGCGCCAGCGCCAGUACCAGCACCAGCACCCCCACUUAGCGACCCGAGAUACAUCCCUCCACAGAAUGCCUACUCCCCUCCAGAACACCCAGGCUAUCAGCCCAAGCCAGCCACAGCCCCCGCUCCCGUCCCGCCGCCGGUGCCAUCCCAUGACGAUUACUCCGCGUUCGAGUUCGCAGACCGCCAGCAUGAAUCUGCCCCUGCCCCUGCCCCCGCCUCUGCCAAGCCCCAUGGUCGCAAAGGCAAAGGGCUACGCGUGGGCUUCAGCAACCAGACACCGGAUGUGAUUGGUGAAGGUGGUGACGAGUCAGAGCAACCUACCAUUGAGAUCUCAUGGGCUCGUCAAAAAUCGCAGAACCGAGCCCCGUUGGGCAAUAUUUCGUCGCAAAAUCCCUCUCGGUCCCAUUUGCCGGACCUGCGACUUGACACAUCGCUGGGCGAUGGCGAGUCCCGACCUCGACGAGCUGGCUCUUCACCUCGGCGGGACGAUUGGAAGCCGCCUCUCAUGCAGAACAUGCAGGAUUCGGACUUCUUGCUCACUUUGCCGAUGAGCGAAAGCGGCUCCAGGUUAUCUUUCCGCGGAGACAGCGAAGAAAGCGCAUUCGCGCAGCGGAUACGUGAUAAGAUGCAAGCAGAGGAAGGUCGCGCGCUCCAUCACCGUUAUGAUGACGAUGUAUCGUCCCCGGGUGUUGAUGAUGAGGACCUGCCUACUCCCCCGAGCCCACCAAGCCCUGAACCGCCUUUGAAAGGCCAUCACGACCAUAAUGACCCCGAAUCUGCCUACGAAACAGCCCCAACGUCAGUCACAUCGCAUGCGCCGUCAGUCUCGCUCUCAAUGAGAUCGAUUGUAGACUCCAUUCGGAACCCUCCGAGUCCCGCAGUACAACGUGCCCCCGCACCGGCAACUCUCAGUCCCAUUGACCCUCGAAUGCCUCCGAAUCUUAUCCCCGGUAGCCCUGGUAAGGUCUCGCCCACGCGUACCGAUCCUCCGCCCCAACAUCUGCCCGAUCAAAAUCCUGUCUCGCCACCCAGUCGCGAAGGCCAAGCGCCUAAUCCAGAGCCCGUCCGCGCCCCGCAACCGCCUAAGUUCUCUAUCCGCAACAUCGCCAACCAAGUCGGUGAUACCGCAUUUGCCGAGUUCAAGGAAUAUAAUGCACUGUAUGAGAGCAUUAUCCAGCUUGCCGCUGAGAGUGUCAAGCCAUUGAUGGAGACCUCGCUGGGAGAAUGGGUUCGCGCCGCGGUGUGGUGGUUCCUGCGAGGGAAAACCAGACUGGAAGUGUAUGCCCGUUCGCGUGCAACAUUGCCUCCCAGCUUUGCAAAACAGGCUGUCAUUGACCUCGGAAAGGCGUUGUGGAUUAAUGAAAAUAUCGUUCCCAGCCAUCCCGAACUUUCCCGGUAUGGUUCCAUGAGCAUUGACUCCUUGAUAGCCGUUGCAAACACUACAGGCGACAAAAACAUGGUUGAUAGCCUCAGCUUGCAUCAAACCAUAAUCAAUCACCUACGCUCGCUUUCUAUGUCCAUCAAACGCAACAACAUUCUUGCUUUGGUUGUCUCAGAUGAAGGCUCUCCUACACAACUGGAUACGACUAUCUGGCUACGAUACCCUUUCUACGCCCCUGAUGUAUCGGCAGUUCUGUCCGGUGCCGCAACAAGGUCAAUGCUAGCCGAUAAUGGAGGCAAAACACCAAGCUUAGUGCACAUGAUGCCACUGGGUGACACCAGUCGCUACUUCAGCUACGGUACAUUGUUUGUGCAGGUUUGUGUCAGCUCUAGCGAUGACGACGGGCAACAGCAAUAUGCUAUGCCUUGUGCCCUGACGAUUGUACGUGAACGGUCCGAUUGGUAUGUCUUCGCUGCCAUCACCAGUCAAAGUCAGUUGGUCAACAUCAUGAUCCAAUCCGAUCGCAAACAAGGUCCAACGUGGGAGGAUGUAGACUGGCAAGUCCGGUCUCACUCCAUGCGAGUUAAGCUCCCCAGAGGGUUCGAGCUGGAUGUUAUGUUCAAAGAAGAAGAUUUCAAGACCCUCUGGAACAUCGUCAAGUACACGCAGAAGUCGGAGGACAGUCUUCAUCCCGAGGCAGGGGAGACUGUUGUCUUCGAGAAUACCGUGAAGGUUUUCCAGUACAUGGAUCCAGGCACACCAAAGGCAUUCCCUCCAGAUCCAGUGGAAAGGUGUCGCGUGCGCUUAUUUGAGCGUUCUGUCACUAUCACCGAGGGAACAGGCACUCGCAACGCGCACCGUGGAUUCCGAUUGGCUGUCCUGACUAGUCCCAGGGUGAAGACCUUGAGUAGUAUCCGCCAUACUCUGGGCAAUGGGUCACCAGUUGUAUUCGGCCUUUUACGGGGCGAGGACGGUGCCCCUGCGCUAUUGCUGAAGGUGACCGAAGAUGGCCGCACGAGGUCAAUGUUGAUGACUUUCCACGAGGACGAGGAGCGUUCCAAAAUACACUCCGUGUUGCUUGGCAUGUUACCGCGCAAUGGCGAAAUCAAGUCGCCCGAGUUUGCCCUUACCUCCUACAGCAUCGAACAGCCUGCGGAUCCAUUCAGCGGCCGGCCCCUUGUCAAACAUCUGGACUUCCCUGCGGGGAGCGUAUGCGUCAUUGAUCAGGAGCAUGCCUACGUUGAUCAUGGCUAUGGACCUACAAUUCUUUCAGAGAAUCUGAGAGCCCUUGUUGCAACCGAAUGGGGCUCUGUCACAGAUCGUAUCAAUUUAGGGCCCGGAGAAUUGAAGGUGGGCCUAGACGUGCAACGUCCAACGAGCAUGAGUCUUUUCCGCCCUGCGCAGCAUGAUAUGACUCUCUCCCUUGCGGAUAAUCUCAUCCCCCCAGAACUGCCCGGGAAAAUGACCGGACUCCUGGAGAAGAUCACGACCAAGCCCAUGAUUCGACGACUAGACUUCCCUACUAUGCAAGACCUUCACGCAUUCGAGGCAGCAGUAACCGGCUUCCAGGUGCUUUAUGAUGGGAUGGCUUCAUCUUUCUCAAUCUCCCGACGACGCAGUAUGGUCCCCAUCUAUAAGAAAUGGGAAGCUUCUCUAGCUCGAGUUCAGAUCGUUCGACAGGAAAAGGUCGUUCAACUGCUCGCUUUCUUCGGGGAGUUCCAACAUGGUACUUGUAUGAACUUUGUCCUGAAGGGCACAGAUAUCAUGGAAUCAUUCGGUCGGUCUGGUAAAUUUGGCAUACGUAUGGUUGAUGCCAAGUUUGCGCUGCCAAAGAAGGACGAAGACCCUUCUUCAAACUUUGUGUGCCUCGACAUGCCCGAGUAUCCUAUUGAACACGACGACAUUGCUAUCUCCUUUGAUACUGAAUCUGCUCGUGCCACCUUCAAAGCAGCUCUUCCCGGGUCAGUACGAGAGCCAUCGCGAAUGGGCUCCAUUCGCCGAUAA